AUGGCGUAUCUGCAGCCAAUAAUACGCGACGUUUCCAACUACGUCUCCCACGCUCAUUUCAUUACAGGAAAUAGAACAGUUUGCUUUGUUUACGCUGGGAGAGUGAGAUGCUGUUUAAAGGAUUUAUGUUGAAUUGAAAUGUUUCCUAAUGGUUUAGUACACGCAUUGAGUUCUGAGACAAUUAGUAUUUUCUGUUUUAUUUAAGAACUCGGACAGAGAUGUUUAACUUAUCAAUAUGAUUCUUGAGUGAGAAAACAAACGCGUUUUAGUAAAACGACUCUUUUAUUUUUUAAUCACACCAGAAGAAAUGUGGAAUGUAUAUGAAUGUGAAUUCUCCAGGGGAAAAUACAUACAUUAAAAGCCAAGAGGAUUCCUGCUAAACGAGUCUCAAACUAAACCCAGUGAAGAUGGACGUCAGUGUCUCCGUGUCGUUCUUUCAAGACGAGCUCGCCUCUACCAUCGAGCACGCAGUGAAAGCGGCUGUAGACACCGUCUUGUGCCAAAUCACAAAAGUUGUCGGCGGCAAAUUCACUGAAUUCCGAAUGGAAAUGGCUGGAAAGGAGAAAGAGAAUGAAAGUCUGAAGCUGAGAUUGGAAAUAUCAGAGAGCGAGUUGAAAGCGGUGCGAGAAUGCAUGAACGCUGCAGAUGCAGACAUUAAACAACCUCUCAGAAACAUGAACCCCGACUGCAAUGAACAAGACUUUCAGAGGAACGAGAACCAGGGAUUAUUUCAAGAUCCCAAAAAGAGCCAUGCUGUACCUAAAUCUGAAGCACAGGAGGGGCCAAGGAUAGAAGCAGCUUACACACUAGAGGAGUCCUUUGACCAGGAGUGGUGUGCAAGUCUAAAGCAGGGUACAGAGAUGACAUUUGUUAAAGAUGAAGAGGUCCCUCGACUGGAAUAUGUUCCUAUUAAAGAGGAAUUCUUAGAACAGGAAUGUGUCCCCAUCGCAGAGGAAGUUCCUACUGAAAAUAAUAUCUGUACAUUUGAGGAGAACAACACGCUGGGGUCAAGUUUGUAUGAUGAUUGUCCACCUGAAUGUGAACUGGGAUUUAGAGCUGAUAAAGGGAAUCACACAAGACGGACACCAUUUCCCUGUGCUGAUUGUGGGAAGAGAUUCAUUAAUUUAUCGCAGCUUAAAAGACACCAGCGCAUUCACACAGGAGAGAAACCUUAUCACUGCACAGAGUGUGGGAAGAGAUUCACGCUGUUGCAAAAUCUUAAAAGGCACUGGCGCAGUCACACAGGAGAGAAACCUUAUCACUGCGCUGAAUGUGAAAAGAGAUUCAGUCGUUUAUCGCACCUUCAAAGACACCAGCGCAUUCACACAAGAUAGAUACCUUAUACCUGUACGGAGUGUGGGAUGAGUUUAACAUAUUUCAGCUCCUCUAAAAAUCCACCAGCGGACUCACAAAACAGAGAAAUCUGCAGGGAAUGUUUGAAGACUUUCCGUCAUUUAUCAAACCUUGAAAGACAGCAUCAAAUUCACAUGUGGGUGAAGCCCUAUCCCUGCCCUGAAUGUUCAGUCAGUUACUGGCUCAUGAAGGACACAAGAUAAUUCACAUAAUUUCAGCCAUUUGAGGACACCUCAACACCAGAAGUAUAUGUGACUAAAAUACAGAAAUAUUUACUGAAAACAAAAGAAUAUACUUGCUUGAUUAAAUUGUGUUACUCCUAAACACUUCAGAUCAAAACCUUACACUCACAGAUGGAAAACAUUAACUACUAGAUCUUGUUUGGACCAUUCAUCAUCUUUGACCAUUAGGAUUUUGUUAGAUCACAUUAGUAAUCUAUGAAAUAGAUUGUAAUUGCAUCUGCAAGAUUCCACUUUUCUAUUAGUUUGAACAUUAGGAUUAUUAUCUGUAACUCCUCACUAGUGACCAAGUUGCCAGCUCUUUCAAAGUCAAUGCUAAGCUUUGGUCAAUUCUGAAUUUCACACCUCAAACAUAGUUUUGUUGUUGGCAGGUUCUGACUGCAAUAUAACACCUCCGAUAUGUAUGGUUUCACAAUGGAAAUCGAAAAACUGAUUUUAAUCAGUAACCUGAGAAUGAAGGCCAAAUGUGCAUACUUUGUAAAUGUCCUCUUGUAGAAUUUUAAUUCAAAUAAUAAAGUGUUUUAUUUUGAUCACAUCUAGGGGACACUGAAAAGGACAAUGUCUUAAAUUGUAGUAUACAACUCACUGGACAAAUUAUCCCCAUUGUGUCUACUUAUAGGAUUUGUAAGGCAUUACCAAAGAAAAUUAUGGAUUACAGGUGAAAACCUACAUUUUUUGUCUGUAAUCUGUUCGCUGGUUACAAAACUUGAUGGGAAAUGGAUGGAGUCAUUUCAAUUUUUACAUUUUUGUAAAGCAGACUAUGUGAAGCUAAGGAUAAGUGCAAACAGCUCAUUUUAUCAUCACUCUAUUUUGGAAGAUGGAUAGUGUUUGCAACGGCACUGACUCCCAGUACGUCCGACACUGAGAUUUCAUAUAUUUUUUUUAGUUUGCUCCCGUUUUAAGAAUAAAAUCCAGUCGGUUCAUUGGAGCCACAAGCAAGCCACUCUCUACAGGUCAUAUGCUUGGAUUUCCACAGAACCCGAAGGAGAGCAUUGUUAUCGUGUCCCACGAUCUGAAUCGCACCAAACUGAGCAUGUGCACCUUCGUGACCCAUAUACGUAGGGCAGCAGUGUUGAGUAGUGGUUAGGGCUCUGGACUCUUGACCGGAGGGUUGUUGGUUCAAUCCCAGGUGGGGGACACUGCUGCUGUACCCUUGAGCAAGGUACUUUACCUAGAUUGCUCCAGUAAAAACCCAACUGUAUAAAUGGGUAAUUGUAUGUAAAAAUAAUGUGAUAUCUUGUAACAAUUGUAAGUCGCCCUGGAUAAGGGCGUCUGCUAAGAAAUAAAUAAUAGUAAUAUCCUUGAAUAUCUGAAGAGCAAAUGCCCUGCAAUCGAAGACAUCAAGAUGUUUUCAGAUGGGGCUAGCUCCCAAUUUAAACAGCGGUUCCUCUUCUCAAACCUGUAUUUGUCAAUGCCAUGUGCCCAUACUCCUGACCACAUUAUCUACUUUCAAAAGGAUGCAAUUAGGAAGAUGGAAGCUCCAAUAGUUGCAGGAAAUAAGGCUCUACGUUAUCCUUAGGUCACCCAAAAUACUCAUCAAGCUACUAUGCUGUUUAUCAUGUUCAUAUCCUGCAUGCAAUACUGUAAGAAUAAAAUAGUGAAUUUGGGGCAUUUUUAAUACAUCUUGUGAGUUUUCAUUUCUAUCUUCACAUUGCUCUAGUUAUACCUCAUUUCAAAAUAUGAAAAUUAAGUAAUUAAGGCCUAUUACUGUAUUACUAGCACUUAUUAAUAGAGAGUAUCUACUGUAGCUGCACC
Acipenser ruthenus (sterlet) is the source of this 3347-nucleotide messenger RNA. Its product is annotated as zinc finger protein 583-like. The record is from RefSeq and is a predicted model, not a curated record. Lineage: Eukaryota; Metazoa; Chordata; Actinopteri; Acipenseriformes; Acipenseridae. Gene Ontology annotation, biological process: regulation of transcription by RNA polymerase II. Gene Ontology annotation, molecular function: RNA polymerase II cis-regulatory region sequence-specific DNA binding; DNA-binding transcription factor activity, RNA polymerase II-specific. The transcript has 3 exons. Bases 408 to 1334 code for a protein of 308 amino acids.